Columba livia (rock pigeon) is the source of this 1686-nucleotide messenger RNA. RefSeq names its product glutamine synthetase. Gene Ontology annotation, molecular function: glutamine synthetase activity. The transcript has 7 exons. Lineage: Eukaryota; Metazoa; Chordata; Aves; Columbiformes; Columbidae. The coding region runs from base 137 to 1261 and encodes 374 amino acids. Gene Ontology annotation, cellular component: cytoplasm. The record is from RefSeq and is a predicted model, not a curated record.
AGCACUGGGGUCGGUGAGCGGCGGGGCCGCGGGUUCGAGUCCCGGGCGGGGGGACGACGCUCCGUUCGGCGGCGGGAGGGGGCUGCCUGUGCAGGGCCGAGCACCCGCGGGGCGGCCGGGUGGGAGGGCCGUCGCCAUGUCGGUGUCACACAGCUCCAGGCUGAACAAGCUGGUGAGGGAGCAGUACAUGAGGCUGCCCCAGGAUGGGCUGGUGCAGGUCACCUAUGUCUGGAUCGAUGGCAGCGGUGAGGGUGUGCGCUGCAAGAGCAGGACUCUCGACAAGGAGCCCAAGAGCAUUGAAGAUGUCCCCGAGUGGAAUUUCGAUGGCUCCAGCACGGCGCAGGCGGAGGGCUCCAACAGCGACAUGUUCCUGGUGCCUGUCCGCAUGUUCAGGGACCCUUUUUGCCUGGACCCCAACAAGCUGGUGCUCUGCGAGGUGCUGAAGUACAACAGGAAACCCGCAGAGACCAACCUGAGACACACAUGCAAGAAAGUCAUGGACUUGGUCAAGGACAGCCACCCCUGGUUCGGGAUGGAGCAGGAGUACACGCUGCUGGGCAUCAACGGCCACCCUUACGGCUGGCCUGACAACGGCUUCCCCGGCCCACAGGGCCCCUAUUACUGCGGGGUUGGAGCAGAUAAGGUGUAUGGGCGCGAUAUCGUGGAGUCCCACUACAAGGCCUGUCUCUACGCGGGGGUGAAGAUCUGCGGCACCAAUGCAGAGGUGAUGCCCUCCCAGUGGGAAUUCCAGGUGGGCCCAUGCGAAGGCAUCGAGAUGGGGGAUCACCUCUGGAUGGCUCGGUUCAUCCUCCACCGUGUCUGCGAGGACUUUGGGGUUGUGGCUACUCUGGACCCCAAACCGAUGACUGGUAACUGGAACGGCGCCGGGUGUCACACCAACUACAGCACCGAGGAGAUGAGGAAAGAGGGGGGUCUGAAACACAUCGAAGCCGCCAUCGAGAAGCUGAGCAAGCGGCACGACUACCACAUCUGCGUCUAUGACCCGCGGGGCGGCAGGGACAACUCCCGGCGGCUCACCGGCCACCAUGAGACGUCCAACAUCUUCGAGUUCUCUGCCGGCGUGGCCAACCGAGGUGCCAGCAUCCGCAUCCCGCGCCAGGUCGGCCAAGACGGCUGCGGCUACUUUGAGGAUCGGCGGCCGGCGGCCAACUGUGACCCCUAUGCGGUCACUGAGGCCAUCAUGAGGACAACGGUGCUCAAUGAGACCGGGGUGGAGACCAAGGACUAUGCUGACCACUGAGGCUGCGGGGUGGGUGGAGGUUUUCAUUUCUACACUAGCUUCUCACGUGGGAUUUGUGCCCGUGCGGUGUCCUCGGCUGCAAGCUCAGACUCUUUAGGAACCUCGCUUCUGGUUUUGUGAAACGUCGCCUUAGAAAUAUAUAUAUUUUACAGUAAGAGGGAGGGGCCGAACCUAUUUUCUUAACCACGUUUUUUUUCCUGAUUCCUGUUUUUAGGUUGUAAGUCAGGAAAUGUUUGGUUUUUUUUAAACUUGGAUUGAAUUUUUUCCGAUGGACUUUACACUGUGAUGUACAUAGAUCCCUACGUGGAAGCUGCAGCUGCUGCUGUUUGCACCUGGGGAGGGCGGGUGCUUUUUUCCGUAUCUCUGUUGCAAGGAAAUGAUAAUAAAUAAUGUUCCUGGCUGGGCGGCAGCCGGGUUAUGUUGCA